Molecule: messenger RNA, 2563 nt
Organism: Aspergillus steynii IBT 23096
Lineage: Eukaryota; Fungi; Ascomycota; Eurotiomycetes; Eurotiales; Aspergillaceae
Exons: 5
Coding region: 133-2109 (658 amino acids)
Biological process (GO): polyketide metabolic process
Molecular function (GO): oxidoreductase activity
Source: RefSeq, a predicted model, not a curated record
CUCAAUCAUAGCCCGUGCGAUCGGCUAAUCCCGACCAAGUGGAGACUUUUAAGAACAAUCUUAUCUUCCUGACAGCCACUCCCCUCCAUUUGCUGCACUCGACUACAACCCUCUGUGCUAGUAGUACUCACAAUGACUUCAUUCGCUCCCGCCAGAUCCCUCGGUCCCGGCAUGACGCUGCAGCCCCCGCUCUCGCGCUGCGGCCGGGGACCCGGACUCGUCCUGCUGCGCCCGCACAGCCAUGCCAUUUGCGACGGCCAGAAUACCGGGCUGGAUCCAGCGCCGGUGCAGAAGUGGGCCGAGGAGAGCUACGCCGUGGUGCAGAUUACUAUAGACGAGAGCGAGUCGCUUCGUGAACGGGUGAACCAAGCGGUUGACGAGCUGCGUUCUUUGCCAGAGUGCGAUCAGGAGAAACUCGGCCUGUUGGUCUACGGCUCGACCGAGGAAUACCCUCCCUCCUUUGCGUCUGUUCUGCGUGAAAGCGCCCCGUCCUUCGCUGCCGCCGUGUCCUUCGCAGACCAUGGCAUCUCCGACAUCCCAGUCCUUCUGCACCUUGCACCACCCACGGACCAGCCCCAAACCCAACCGACCAAAGUCUACACCUACCCCGAAGCCUCGUCCCCGCAGUUCAUCCUCCCGGGCCAUGGCGACUUCAUCGCCGCGGCGGCAGGCGUCGCGCACUCACGCUCUCUCACCUUCGUCAAGAAGUAUCUCGACGGACCGUACUUCGACCUCGAGAAGAUCUGGGACGAGCACACGUUCUACGAGUUCGAGGAGCGGUUGGUCGAGAAGACGAUGGCGACGAUGGUGCAGGAGCCGUAUGUGAAUCAUACGACGACGUUAACCGGCGGUAUUGGCCGCGCCAAACUGAGCAACUUCUACCUGAACCACUUCAUCUUCCAGAAUCCGAAAGAUACCCGGCUCGAGCUGAUCAGUCGCACGGUCGGGGUCGAUCGUGUGGUCGAUGAGUUUAUCUGCCAUAUGACGCAUAAUAUGAAGAUCGAUUGGAUGCUCCCCGGCCUCCCACCCACCGGGAAACCACUGCAGGUCCCCUUCACGGCGGUGGUCAACAUCCGCGGCGACCGGCUCUACCACGAGCAUAUUGCCUGGGACCAGGCGACGGUACUGGUGCAGCUGGGUCUGAUGCCGCAGUAUCUGCCGUAUCCGUAUGCGCUGGACGGACGCGAGCCCGGGGUGGGCAAACGGUUCGAGUAUCGGGUUCCGGCGGCGGGGGCGGAGUGUGCGGCCAAAUUGCAGAAUGAGCAUUUGGUGGAGUCGAAUGGGAUGUUUGCAGGCAAAGCCAUCGCCCAGCGCCUCAUCCGAGAAAACUACUCCGUCUGCAUCAACGACACGCCCUCGUCGACCGCGGAGAUCCAAUCCCUCGUCCACGACCUCAACUCAUCCCAGUCCCAGUCCCAAAGCCCAUCCCGCCCAAACGCAAUCGGCAUCCCCGCCGACGUCACCUCCCCAUCCGCCGUCUCCGCCAUGGUCUCCGAGACCGUCCGCCAACUGGGCCCGCUCACCCUCAUGGUCGCCAACGCGGGCAUCGCGCAGGUCAAGCCCCUUCUGUCGUGCAGCUCGGUGGACAUCGAGCGCCUGUUCGAGGUGAACUUUAACGGCGUGUUUAAUUGCUACACCGAGGCUGCGAGGCAGAUGAUCGCGCAGGGUCCGCCUUCUACCCCUGCCGGCCCCGGAAGUAGUGGUGAUAGUGCAGGAGUCGGCGUAUACAAAAUCCUCGGCGCGGCCUCCAUCGUCGCGCACAAACCCUUCGCAACCCUGGGCCUCUACUCAGCGAGUAAAUUCGCCGUCCGGGGCCUAACGCAGGCGUUUGCCAUGGAGAUGGCCCCCCAUAACAUCACGGUGAAUGCGUACGCGCCGGGCAUCGUGGACACGCCGAUGUGGGAGGGGAUCGACGCCGGGCUGGGUGCGAUCCAGGGCCGAGCGAAAGGCGACAGUAUGAAGGUGUAUUCGGAGCGGUUGGUGGCGCUGGGGAGGACGAGUCAGCCGGACGACGUGGCAGGCGUCGUGGGUGGUUUUCUAGCGGGGAGGGAUUCGGAUUACGUUACGGGGCAGACGGUGGUGGUGGAUGGGGGGGUUGUUUUUACUUAACUUAGGGAUUUACUAUUCAGGUGUCUGGCUUUUGUCUCGUUUCGCAUGGUUUCUAAUAUCGUGCUGCCUAGUUUGUCUCAUCCUGUCUUAUAUUUCUAUCGUGGCAGCCUAAUACUGCGCUAGUCCCACCCUCGCGAUAACCUCAAUGGCCAAGCUUUCGGCGCUGUCACCCCUGAAUUCGCUGGUUUAAUCAAUUGCUCCGUCGCUGAAUGCCACCGUCGCAUUGUUUGACUCUGUUGGCCCCACGGAGUAGUCUGUCCACUGCGCAGCCACGAUAGAGGUUUCAGGCAGUUGUGGUAACUUGUCCCUGGAUUCUGGAUGAAUUUUUCUGUCGCAGGAGAACCGUUUGAUCUGCGAACGAACAAGAAUAAAAUCAAACAGAUCGGCACACUCCUGCCUAUCCAGACAGUUCUCGCGCCAUCGUGUCGCAGAAUCCCGUCAAAGCUUGUCGUGG